Molecule: messenger RNA, 2911 nt
Organism: Cryptomeria japonica (Japanese cedar)
Lineage: Eukaryota; Viridiplantae; Streptophyta; Pinopsida; Cupressales; Cupressaceae
Exons: 17
Coding region: 94-2574 (826 amino acids)
Molecular function (GO): 7,8-didemethyl-8-hydroxy-5-deazariboflavin synthase activity; 4 iron, 4 sulfur cluster binding
Source: RefSeq, a predicted model, not a curated record
AAAUGAUGACCAUCACGGCAUUCAUUGCUUGCACAUAAUAUUUAGCACUGCUAGUAUCACCAAAUUUGGUCUGCUGUACGUUUGUAUGAAACAAUGCAGGUAACCUUACUCACCAGCAAGCCGGGUUCGAUUCCCCGCUCCUUCUCUCCAUCCAUCUCGAAGCACUCAGUAUAUGGAAGAGGCAGCGGCACCAUAAAAUGCACCUUUAAAAAUUUCGACCCUACAAUUCUCGAAAAAAUCAAAGAUUGUUCGUUGGGUGAACAUCCAAAGGAGGACCUUCUAUGGGAAAUAGGCAACGCACCGCUCAAUUUACUCACAUCUGCUGCGGCUGCAGUCAGAGAUAGGAGAGCAGACUCCAAUGUCGUUACAUUUUCACCUAAAGUAUUUAUACCUUUAACCAGAGCUUGCAGAGAUUUUUGCGGUUAUUGCACGUUUUCCCUGCCCCCAAAGUCAGGGCAGAAAAUAUAUAUGACGGCGGAGGAAGUUGUUGGGAUUGCUAGAAAAGGAGCCGAUGUGGGCUGCAGCGAGGCGCUGUUUACGCUUGGAGAUAAGCCCGAGCUUCUUUACCCUGCCGCCAUGCGUGAGCUGCAAAUGCUUGGACAUACUACAACCAUUUCAUAUGUGGUUGAAAUGGCAAAGUUAGUGCUUGAAGAGACUGGACUUCUCCCCCAUAUCAAUGCAGGAGUUAUUUCCCAUGCUGAGAUAGAAAGAUUGAGGCAGUUCUCUGUUAGCCAAGGAUUAAUGUUGGAGUCUGUUUCGCAGAAGCUGUUAGAGUUUGGAGGACCUCAUUAUAAUUGUCCUGACAAAGUACCAAAGAAUCGUAUUCAGAUGAUAGCCUUGGCAGGUGAGCAAAAAGUUCCAUUUACAUCUGGGUUAUUGAUUGGCAUUGGAGAAACCAGAGAAGAAAGAUUGCAAAGCUUAUUUGUACUUCGCUCGCUGCACCAAAAAUAUGGUCACAUACAAGAACUCAUAGUCCAGAAUUUUCUUGCAAAGGAAGGUACACGGAUGGAAAAUGCAACUGAACCCUUAUUAGAAGAACUUGAAUGGACUAUUGCCAUGGCUCGGUUGGCAUUUGGUCCAUUGAUGAGCAUCCAAGCGCCUCCAAAUCUAACUCCACUGAUGGAUGGCCUUGCCUAUGGAUCACACUGGAAGCGAUUGAUUGAAGCUGGAACGAAUGACUGGGGUGGUAUCUCACCAAUCACCAAAGACUGGGUAAAUCCAGAGGCUCCUUGGCCACAUAUACAAUACUUGGCUGAAGCUACUAUGGAGGCAGGGAAAGUUCUUAUUCCGAGACUUGCUGUAUAUCCAACAUAUGUGCGAAAUGCAGAAAUGUGGUUGGAUGGAAGGAUCAUGAAGUGGGUGCAGUCAGCUACAAACAGUUUAGGCUAUGCUCGAGCCGAUUUCUGGUCUCCUGGUCAGUCUGUAGAAGGCUCUUUCAAUUUUGGGUCUUCAUGUUUAUCCGAAAAGAUUUAUGGACAGGUUCUGGAAAAGGACAUGGAUGCAAAUAAAGUUGCAGAUAUCCCUACGGCAUUACAGAUGUCUAGAACAGAUGAAUCUACGAUAUCUGUUGAUUUUGAUGGUGCAAUUAUGGUUCCAGGAUCUAAAUGUAAAAGAGGUAAAAAGAACACAACCGUUGGAAUGAUAUUGGAUAAAGUAACAUCAGUGGAAGAGUUAAUGGAGGAUGAAAUCAAAACACUUUUUUCAUCAGUUGGAGGGGACGUGAAGGAUAUUUGUGCAAAAGCAGAUGAAUUGCGAAAUAAGAUCAAUGGGCAAAAGGUAACUUAUGUUGUGAAUCGUAAUAUCAACUAUACAAAUAUAUGCAGCUAUGGUUGUGCAUUUUGUGCCUUUAGCAAGGGCCAAUCCAGUGACAACUUACGUGGAAAACCAUACCAGUUGUCCUUAGAGGAAAUAGCUAGAAGAACAAUUGAAGCUUGGGAGAGGGGAGCAACUGAGAUAUGUAUGCAGGUAUUAGAUGAUGAAAUCAGAAGAUUGCUCUGUCCAGACAAAAUUACUUCAGAACAGUGGCUAGAGGUUAUUGAAACUGCACAUCGUAUUGGAUUACGAACCACUGCUACAAUUAUGUUCGGCCAUGUUGAUCAGCCUGCUCAUUGGGCAAAGCAUUUUAUUCAGAUUAGAGACCUACAAAAAAGAACUAACGGUUUUACGGAGUUUGUGCCACUACCGUUUGUUCAUAUGGAGGCUCCAUUGUAUUUGAGAGGAAAGGCUAGAAAGGGACCAACUAAAAGAGAGUGUAUACUAAUGCAUGCAGUUGCACGGCUUGCUCUUCACCCAUUCAUCACUAACAUUCAGGCCUCAUGGGUUAAAAUGGGACCAGUUGGUGCACAGUUCUUGCUAUCUGUGGGUUGCAAUGACAUGGGUGGCUCUCUUAUGAAUGAAAGCAUUACUCGUGCAGCAGGAGCUUCACAUGGAGAAGAAUUACAUCCUAUGGAAAUGGAGAGGAUAAUCAGUUCAAUUGGAAGAAUACCCCGACAGAGGACUACUUUGUAUGGAAAUGUUUCCCAUGCUCAAGUAGCAAAGUCUCUUUCUGCUCAUCCAAUGGCUAAUCGUCGAUAGAAACUCCCUUAAAACCCAGACAGCUGUUGGGAAGGGAAGUUUUUGACUAAGUGUCGUUGAUUGUGUCUCUCGUUGGUAAAAACUUCUUUUUUGAAUUGUUAGUUGAUGUCCGUAUUCAAUAUCCACGCUUUUGAUCCUUGACAUCCUAUUUUAAAGUGGAAUUUGACUGUUGUUCUGUUCCUAUACUCGCUCUUAGUAAUCUGUAUCCUGCAAUGUAAUGCUGACGUUCAAGCAUUAUUGUUUUGUAUGUUGACCUCAUGUACAAAAAACAAUUCGAGCUUUUCUAUAUCACAGCUUGCAUCAAGCUUCACGAGUUCUAAAUGUAUAUUUUCUACCA